GCCAGGUGAGUCCUGGCCGGGCGAGGAGUUCAGCCACAAGGGUCUCGGGAGUUGGGGAUGAAUGGGCGGCGGCCGGCUCUCAAAAAGCGAGUGGAGAACAGAGCAGUGCGGAAUCGAAGUAGAACUUACCAUUCCGACUGAGCUGCCUACCCUCCACUCUUUUGCUAUUUGCAUUCUCCUUCUUCUCUCCAGAAGCUUCUCUUAGUUUCUUUUGCUGGCGACUGUUGUCACGUUGGUCUCAGCUACUGUGUGUUUGGGGACAUCCGAGUGACACCUGCCAUGUCCUUCGACUUUGGUAUAGAGUUGUUAGGCGGCUAGGCUUUUACAGCCCUGCAUUUUUACCUAACCCUAACCCUCCCUUGACUCAAGUAUUGGGCAGUUAGUUAUUUUACUUAGGAAUCCGUACGUCAAGGCCAGAGCCAGGUGAAUGUGAAGUUAUGAACCAAGUUAUAGCAGACUGCAUAUAGUUUUGGUUUCUUCUCCCCUUCUUGAAAAAAUAAUGUCUGCAUUUUUUCAUCUCAAGUAUAAUAAAUUUACAGUGUUUGCCAUAGAACAUUUGGUAAGGACUGCCCAUGUUGUGGUGCUCAGAUCCACUGGGAGAAAUCAGACAUUUGGACUCAAUCCAAACUUAGAUUAAAUGAACUUAAUUCAUUUAAUAGAAUUGUAUUGUAUAUAUUGUAGAGCAAAUACAGCAUGCCAUGCAAAAAGUGAAUUAAGGUGGAUUUUUAAGGUGGACAUCCAAAAGGUGUAUAUUACCGACAUCCAUGGAAACCACAUCUGAUCAGGAAAAUUGUCUUCUCUAAGUUGUUUCUUCUGUUCUUGCUUAUAGUAAUAGAAAGACAACUUUAUCCCUUUCCCAUAGCAAUAGUACUUAUACAAAAACAAAUCAGCUAUUAAUGCCUCACAGCCCAUUAGCUGAUUCUUAUCUCACGUGCAGGCCAUUAGGAUCUCCCAGGUAUUCCAGAGCAAAAAGUCAAUACCCUUAAGGGAUGCCUGGCUCCAGGUUAAGUCAUCACAGAGGACUUGUGUAAAUUAUAACUCAGGCCUGAGCUCUAAUGACUAAGAUAGAGCAGUUCAUUUCUCAGUGGGCAAAACAUAAUGCCAUUAGGUUAUGGCUGACUGUCUUGUCACCAUGCCCAAAUUUGAACCAAAUCAAAAAACAGGAAGAGCAGCCCAUUUUUCUUUCUUUUUUUUGUGAAAUUAAUUUUUUGAUUAUUUAUUUUAUGUAUAUGAGUAAUCUGUCGCUGUCUUCACACACACCAGAAGAGGGCAUUGGAUUCCAUUACAGAUGGUUGUAAGCCACCAUGUGGUUGCUGGGAAUUGAACUCAGGACCUCUGGAAGAGCAGUCAGUGCUCUUAACCACUGAGCCAUCUCUCCAGCCCCAAGAGAAUAUUGUUUUCUUUCAAGUUUUUUUUUUUUUUUUUUUUAAGAUUUAUUAUGUAUACAGCGUUCCACCUGCGUGUAUGCCUGCAGGCCAGAAGAGGGCACCAGAUCUCAUUACAGAUGGUUGUGAGCCACUAUGUGGUUGCUGAAAAUUGAACUCAGGACCUCUGGAAGAGCAGACAAUGCUCUUAACCGCUGAGCCAUCUCUCCCGCCCCCAUUUUUCAUCUCUAUAAGUUUUCUCUAAGACUCAACACUAUUAAAGAAAAUAAUAUUGUUCUAGAACUGAUGUGUUGCUCAUUACCUUAGCACUUCUUAAUAUUUAAUGUGUGUCAGGCACUGGGAUUGGUAAGCUGGAGAAUAAAUGGGCUACUAUCAUUUGUAUCUCAUUUUCCAGCACGGGAGAUUAUACAAAUGAAUAAUUAUGAACUAGAGGGCUAGAUAAAUGGUUCAGUUAUUAGGAGUACUGGCAGUUAGCGUCCCAAACACUCACAUGGAGGCAGGCUCUAAUUAUCUAUAACUCCAGUUUGAGAUCUGACACACACACAGAUAUGUACAACACAAAACACACAAUAGUAAUAAUAAUAAUAAUGAUAGAAUCAUUAAAAUUUCUAACUAGAUAGGAUAAUACUUAACACUUAUUACUUAGUUUCUGUAAUCAUAAUAUGACUAUAAAUACUUCUAUUGCAUUAAGGAGUCUAAUCCUUAUGAAUCAGGUUCUGUGGAUUUUGUGGAUAAAUGGAUGUUGGGAUGAAGAUAAAAAGAAGGAACUAAAGAACUCCAGACUUGGACAGAAAAGGUGUCCCAGGGGAGAUGACACUAGAACUGACUAAAGGGUUUAUAGGGGCUGGAGAGAUGGCUCAAUGGUUAAGGGCACUGACUGUUCCUCUAGCGGUCCUGAGUUCAAUUCCCAGCAACCACAUGGUGGCUCACAACCAUCUUCAAUGAGACGUGUCUGAAGACAGGGACAGUGUACUCAAAUACAUAAAAUAAAUAAAUCUAAAAAAAAGGUUUUAUAGGAUUUCAUUAGGCAGUAGGGAAAGUGUGUUGAAUCUUUAGAUUGUCCAUUAGUGCUUUUUGGUGUGGUCAGAGUACAAGGUGAGGUAGAAUGCAGCAGGAGAUUGGAACUAUUGAGGAAGAGAGAGUUGGUUCAAGAAUGUUGCCUAAGUGUCAAAGAAGGCUCUGAGCUUUUUAAAAAUAGGUCAGUACUUUUUUUUGGUCUGAAACUCUAUAUGUAGCUUGGCUGAUUAUUAAAAAUCUUUAUUUUAUUUAUGUAUAUGGAUAUUUUGCCUCCAAGUGUGUCUGUGUACCACAUAGAUGCAGUGCCUGUAGAGGACAGAAGAGGGUAUUGGAUUCUUUGGAAUUGGAGUUAGAGAUGAUUGUUAGCCUUCAUGUCUGGGAAUCAAACUUGGGUCCUCUGGAAGACCAGCUAGUUCUUUUAAACUUUGAGCCAUCUUUCCAGUUUCUUGGCCUUGUUUUUGUAAUCCCGAGCCUCUCACAUGCUGGGGAGGUCAGAACUCUAUGAGGUGGUAGACUUUGCAUUGGAAUCAUUUGAGGGUAUGUCUGUUUUCAAACCUUCAGAGCAAAUAGAGAUGACUCAAUGGAUUAAAUGUUUGAAUGGCCAUAAAAAAGAGGAAAACUUAGAGGAGUAGUUGUAUAAUUGGUGUUUAAGGUGUUAAAUAGUUGUCCCUGCUUCGGACUCUGAGAUUCUGUUGAUUGAAUAUGCUGUCAGUGGAUCUUAGGUUCAAGUAAGGAAGAAAUAUAAGUAAAAUAAUUUCUAAAUGCUGCAAAGAAACUAGGUUUAAGUGAAAGAGAAUGCCACUGGUGUGUAUGGUGUAUGGUAAGUGGUCUCAUACCUAAGCAGGUAGGUGUCUGGAAUGAAGUGGCACUUCUGAUUUGCCUUGAAUGGUGACAAGAGGAGAACUACAUAGAAAUGUCUAGGCAGAAGCCUGAGGCAAGAAUGAGGUUGGCCUGUGUGGUGGUUUGAAUAUGCUUGGCCAAUGGGAAGUGGCACUAUUAGGAGGUGUGGCCUCGUUGGAAAGUGAGGCACUGUGGGGGUGAGCUUUGAGGGCUCCUAUUGUUUAAGCUCCACCCAGUGUGGAACAGAGAGCCUCCUUCUGGCUGCCUGUGGAAGGAAGUUCUUGACUGCCUUCAGAUUAAGAUAUACCAUUCUCAACUCUUCCUCCAGCACCACUUCUGCCUGCUGCGUGCUGCCAUGCUUCCCUCCAUGGUGUUAAUGGACUGAACUUCUGAAACUGUAAACCAGCCCCAGUGAAAUGCUUUUCUUUAUAAGAGUUGCCUUUGUCAUAGUGUCUCUUCAUUGCAAUGAAACUGUAACUAAGACAGCUUGUUAGAAGGCCAGUAUAGCUGGUGUACAAGAAAACUGUGCCAAGAAAUAAUGUUGGAGAGGCAGGAGGAAGUUAUUUGAACACAACCUUGUAGGCUAGACAAGGCCUGAUGUAAAUUUAGGAAGACCAUUCUGGUUGCUGUAUGGAAAAGUGGUUUUGGGGGCUGUUUUCGUUGAAUAUGUAGACACUUCUAGUAUAUAGACAUUUCCUAAUCUUCAGAACCCACAUAUAAACUACUUGGAAAUAAAAUAUUUAUAGUUGUAAUUCACCUUAAGAUGAGGUCAAAAUGAAUUAGGUUGGGCCUUAAUCCAAUGACUAAAAUCUUUUUAAGAAGAGUGAAAUUUGAACUUAGACACACAAGGAAAAUGCCAUGUAAAGGAAGCAGAGGUUCGAGCAAUCUCUCUACAAAAGCUUGGGUAGCAUAGCAAUAGAGGAGAGGUAUAAUCAGACAUACUUUUUAUUUACAUGUACACGAUAACAACAGUUUCUGUCUAAAAUUGUAUUAUUAUUAUUGUAUGUAUGUGUAUGGGGGGGAUGGGUGCAUGUCACAGGAAGGACCACUUAUUAAACAUUUGGGUGAGACAAUGUUAAGAGGCUGGGUCAGAUGGUAAAUGACCACUGUGUGAAACAGCACAGAAUGGGAUUAUAGGGAAAGAUAGAGCUGACUUGUGCUGGCUAGUUUUAUAUCUACUUGAUACAACUUUGACACCUUUUAGAAGACAGAACCUCAACUGAGAACUCGCCCUACCAGAUUGGCCUGAGGGCAAGCUUUUGGUGCAUUUCCUUGAUUGCUGAUUGAUGUGGGAGGCCCACAUGAUCUUAUUGUCCAAGGUGUGAUAAUAAAACAGGAUGAGCAAGUGAGGAGGAGCAAACCAGUAAGUGACUUCUGCUAUGUCUGCUCUGAUUCCUGCCUUCAGGUUUCUGCUUUGAGUUCCUGCCUCUAUGACUUCUGCUCCAAUUUCUGUCCUGGCUUCUCUCAGUGAUGGACUUAGAGCUACUGAUCAAAAAGAUGGAUUUUACAGAGGCUUAUUCAGACACAUGUUCUACAGUUGGACUUGCUGCCAGAGAAGGCAAUGUUAAAAUUUUAAGGAAACUGCUCAAAAAAGGUCGAAGUGUGGAUGUUGCUGAUAACAGGGGAUGGAUGCCAAUUCAUGAAGCAGCUUAUCACAAUGCUGUAGAAUGUUUGCAGAUGUUAAUUCAUACAGAUUCAUCUGAAAACUACAUUAAGACCAAGACUUUUGAGGGCUUCUGUGCAUUACAUCUUGCUGUGAGUCAAGGACAUUGGAAAGUCACACAGAUUCUUUUGGAAGCUGGAGCAGAUCCUAAUACAACCACUUUAGAAGAAACCACACCAUUGUUUUUAGCUGUUGAAAGUGGACAAAUAGAUGUUUUGAAGCUCUUGCUUCAACAUGGAGCAAAUGUCAAUGGAUCCCAUUCUAUGUGUGGAUGGAAUUCCUUGCACCAGGCUUCUUUCCAGGGAAAUGCUGAGGCUAUAAAACUGCUUCUUAAACAAGGAGCAGACAGAGAAUGCCAAGAUGACUUUGGAAUCACACCUCUGUUUGUGGCUGCUCAGUAUGGGAAGCUAGAGAGCUUGAGCAUACUUAUUUCAUCUGGUGCAAAUGUCAAUUGCCAAGCCUUGGAUAAAGCUACUCCCUUGUUUAUUGCUGCACAAGAGGGUCAUACAAAAUGUGUGGAACUUUUGCUGUCCAAUGGGGCUGAUCCUGAUCUUUAUUGUAAUGAAGACAAUUGGCAAUUACCUAUUCAUGCUGCUGCACAAAUGGGUCAUAGAAAGACCUUGGACUUGUUAAUACCACUUACUAACCGGGCUUGUGACUCUGGACCAGACAAAGUGAGCCCUGUUUACUCUGCAGUGUUUGGAGGACGGGAAGAGUGCCUAGAAACGUUACUCCAGAACGGCUAUAGUCCAGACGCACAAAUGUGCUUGGUGUUUGGAUUCAGUUCCCCUCUCUGCAUGGCUUUGCAAAAGGACUGUGAGUUCUCUGGAGUUGUGAAUAUUCUUUUGAAGUAUGGAGCCCAGUUAAAUGAACUUCACUUGGCAUACUGCCUCAAGUAUGAGAAGUUUUCAAUGUUUUGCUGUUUUUUGAAGAAAGGUUGCCUGGUGGUACCUUGGAAUCAUACAUCUGAAUUUGUAAGUUAUGCAGUUAAAGCACAAACAAAAUAUAAGGCCUGGUUGCCACAUCUCCUGCUUGCUGGAUUUGACCCAUUGAUUCUGCUCUGCAGCAGCUCUUGGGUUGAUUCAGUCAGUGACGACAUCCUUAUCUUUACUUUGGAAUUUUCUAAUUGGAAGAGACUUCCUCCAGCUGUUGAAAAGAUGCUCUCAGUUCGUGCAAACUCCUCUUUCGCUCUUCAGCAGCACAUGGCUUGCUAGACAUAGUUUCCCUUUCUAUUCAUGAAGGGUUACCAAACUGCUCUGGGGAGUCUGAAGAGAGGCCAGAAUCAAAGUCUUUUUCAUACAGCAUUGGGACUACACAACAGCCCGUCUGGGCUGAAUACCUUCCUUCUCAAGGCACAGAUCAUCACAGCAGAGGAAGAGUGCCCUUCAUCUUCACCCACAGGUGGUACUCUAAAUAUGGGACAGCCCAUUUUCCCUCUUCCACUAUAUACUCAAUAAAAUAACAAGUAAAUUAA
This is a messenger RNA of Rattus norvegicus (Norway rat), 6379 nucleotides long. The record is from RefSeq and is a predicted model, not a curated record. NCBI's taxonomy places the organism in Eukaryota, Metazoa, Chordata, Mammalia, Rodentia, Muridae.